This is a messenger RNA of Bombina bombina (fire-bellied toad), 3845 nucleotides long. It is a transcript of the gene MAPDA, whose product is annotated as adenosine deaminase like. The record is from RefSeq and is a predicted model, not a curated record. Gene Ontology annotation, molecular function: adenosine deaminase activity. Lineage: Eukaryota; Metazoa; Chordata; Amphibia; Anura; Bombinatoridae. The transcript has 10 exons. Gene Ontology annotation, biological process: inosine biosynthetic process; adenosine catabolic process.
UGCGCAUCCUGCUCACAAGGAAGCUUUAAUACAUGCUGCACAAACAAAACCGACACUUACAGUGGAAAUCUGGUAUAGAGCAGGAUGGCUGGAGGGGGCGUGCAGCAGUUUUACCGAGAUCUGCCGAAAGUGGAGCUCCACGCCCAUCUAAAUGGAUCGAUAAGCUCUGCAACUAUGAAGAAAUUGCUGGCCAAAAAAACACAUCUGCAAAUACAAAAUGGGAUGACUAUGAUAGACAAAGGGGAGAAAAGGACCCUAGAAGAGUGUUUCCAGAUGUUUUGAAAUGUUCGAAUAAUUCAUCAGAUCACAGAUACAGCUGAAGAUAUUUUAUUGGUAACGAAAGAUGUUAUUAAAGAGUUUGCUGCUGAUGGUGUCAAAUACCUAGAAUUAAGAAGCACACCUCGAGACUGCCCCACAGGCCUGACUAAAAGAACAUAUGUUGAGACUGUGCUUGAAGGUAUCCGGCAAUGUAGGGAAGAAGGAAUAGAGACUGAUGUCAGAUUCUUACUUGCAAUUGAUAGAAGAGGAGGCCCAACAGUUGCUAAGCAAACGGUUAAACUUGCUGAAGAGUUUUUCCACUCCACCAAUGGAGAUGUUCUUGGCCUGGAUCUCAGUGGUGACCCAACUGUAGGACAUGGAAAGGACUUCUUGGAACCUCUCAGUGAAGCAAGAAGAUCUGGUCUCAAACUGGCUUUACAUAUAUCUGAGAUACCCAACCAAGAUGAAGAAACAAAACUUUUACUAGGAGUUCCACCUGACAGGAUUGGACAUGGGACCUUUAUUUCUACCUCACCUGAAAUAGUAGAAAUAGUUAAACAAAGUCAUAUACCUCUAGAGCUUUGCUUGACUUCAAACAUUAAAGGGCAGACAGUGCAGUCUUUUGACCAACAUCAUUUUGGAUUUUGGUACAGCUUAGGCCACGCUUCUGUGUUGUGCACUGAUGAUAAAGGUGUCUUUGCUACUGAUCUUUCGCAGGAAUAUCAGAUUGCUGCUGAUACAUUUAACUUGAGUCCACAUCAAAUAUGGGACCUCUCUUACCAGGCAAUUAAUUAUAUAUUUGCAUCAGAGGACACCAAAUCCAACUUAAAAGAAAAGUGGAAGAAGCUGAGAGUCAUGUUGACAGAUGUAGUAUAAAAGCCACAUCUAGGUGGCGCAGCUUACACAAAAUAUACAAAGAAUAUUGCCACUCUUCCGUCCUGCUGAAACAGAAUCUAGAAAAUAUAUUUUAUUCUGAUUUGUACAUUGCUGAUAAAUAUGGUGCAGUUAUUUUAAAAAAUGUAUUAGAUAUAUCUAAAAAUAUCAUUAUUCUUUUAGCUGUGUUUCCAAGUACUAAAAAGAUAUUUUAAACUACAAAUGAAUUUGAGACCUUUUCAUGGUAUAGUUAUUAUGUAGCAGAAUAUAGAAAAGUGUAAAGAUCAUGUCUGUGUAAGAAUCCUAUUUUUCUGCGAGUAUAGUUUUUUCACAAACAGGUAAACUAGUGGAAGCUUCAUCCCUGGUUAUGUGAAGUCAUACUGUAGGGCAUGGAUGACAUUUUUUUAAAAUAUUUUUUAUUGAGGUUUACAACUGAAUUCAUUAGAGGCAGGGCCGGUGCUAGACUAUUUUGCGCCCUAGACAAGACCAGCUACUUGCGCCCCCCCCCCCACCACCACCAAGAAAAAAUAAAUAAAUGAUUACAUAUGUUUGCUACUGGUUACUAUAAUACACCUAAGUGUCAUUACAUGACCUGCUGUCCACCCUAAUGCAGGUAAGUAACUGACAGUAACUCACAAAACACAGCCCUUAACGUUUAGUGGCAUACAAAAUAUGGAUUAAAGGGACGCUCUAGUGCAUAUUAUUAUUAUUAUUAAUAAUAACAAUAAUUAUAAAAUUAAAUAGCCCUAGGUGAAAUGGGAUGUUUCGUGUCACUGCUCUUACUGUUUGUGUGAGAGGGCAGAUAGGGUGAUCUGGGGGAUGUGUUUGUGUAGGGUGAGUAAGGGGCUGUGUGUGUGAGAGGAAGAGGGAGGUAGGGUGAACAGGGGUCUGUUUGUGUAAGAGGGGCAGCUAGGGUGAGCUGGGGGCUGUGUGUGUGAGAGAUAGAGGGAGGUAGGGUGAACAGGGGUCUGUUUGUGUAAGAGGGGCAGCUAGGGUGAGCUGGGGGCCGUGUGUGUGAGAGGAAGAGGGAGGUAGGCUGAACAGGGGUCUGUUUGUGUAAGAGGGGCAGCUAGGGUGAGCUGGGGGCUCUGUGUGUGAGAGGAAGAGGGAGGUAGGCUGAACAGGGGUCUGUUUGUGUAAGAGGGGCAGCUAGGGUGAGCUGGGGGCCGUGUGUGUGAGAGGAAGAGGGAGGUAGGCUAAACAGGGGUCUGUUUGUGUAAGAGGGGCAGCUAGGGUGAGCUGGGGGCUCUGUGUGUGAGAGGAAGAGGGAGGUAGGCUGAACAGGGGUCUGUUUGUGUAAGAGGGGCAGCUAGGGUGAGCUGGGGGCCGUGUGUGUGAGAGGAAGAGGGAGGUAGGCUGAACAGGGGUCUGUUUGUGUAAGAGGGGCAGCUAGGGUGAGCUGGGGGCUCUGUGUGUGAGAGGAAGAGGGAGGUAGGCUGAACAGGGGUCUGUUUGUGUAAGAGGGGCAGCUAGGGUGAGCUGGGGGCCGUGUGUGUGAGAGGAAGAGGGAGGUAGGCUGAACAGGGGUCUGUUUGUGUAAGAGGGGCAGCUAGGGUGAGCUGUGGGCCAUGUGUGUGAGAGGAAGAGGGAGGUAGGGCGAACAAGGGUCUGUUUGUGUAGGAGGGGUAGCUAGGGUGAGCAGGGGGCUGUGUGUGUGAGAGGAAGAGGGAGGUAGGGCGAACAGGGGUUUGUGUAAGAGGGGCAGCUAGGGUGAGCUGGGGGCUGUGUGUGUGAGAGGAAGAGGGAGGUAGGGUGAACAGGGGUCUGUUUGUGUAAGAGGGGCAGCUAGGGUGAUCUGUGGGCCAUGUGUGUGAGAGGAAGAGGGAGGUAGGGUGAACAAGGGUCUGUUUGUGUAUGAGGGGCAGCUAGGGUGAGCUGGGGGCUGUGUGUGUGGGGUAGGUAGGGUGAGCAGGGGCCUGUGUGUGAGAUAAUGUGUUACCUUGGCGACUAAAGUAUUUGUUCUCAGCACUGUGAAAAUGUCUCUCUAUCGAGACCUACCUUUGUUUUUACAGGCAACAUAACCUAAUGUGGGACUAUAUUAGAAACAUUUAUCUCUGGAAUUUAUUGUUAAUAUUUUAUGCCUUAGUUUUAAUAAAGAAAGGGCCUACAUAUCUGUAUGAAGAUAGAUGGAUAUUAUGCCAAGAAGCAGACAAAACUAGAGAGGGAUUCCAGUGAAGGAUAUAGGAAAGGCUUUCAAGAGACAACAUUGGCUAGAUUCAUUUUAUAAUGUAUUAUCAGUGCACAAUAAGCUAGGUAGAGAGAGUUCUAGGGCAUUCACAUAUUAUAUUCUGCUUCAUAGGCAGCAGAUGCAAAGGCACCAGUCUCAGACUUCGUAUGGCAAGUAAAAGAGGCUACAUCAGAAUCGCAAACUUAUCAGACCACUAACAUCCAUCAGAUUGUUAGACUGUACAGCAAUCUGAUGGCUGCAGUGUAGUGCGCACGGCCGCCACUGUUUAAGAAUCUGAUGAGAGGUGGUGAGUCACAUACCUUCAUUAGAAUGCUAUGACUAAGUGGACGGUCCUUAUUUCUUAUCAGACAGCAGACGGAACGUCACUUUCAUUUGCUAGGUGGCUGCCUAGCAGGAGCGCCGUCCCUAGGCAAGCAUCAACAUUUAACACAAGUAUUAAGUAAUAGGUGUGUGUGUACUAUAGCAAAACAAUGUCAUAUAUACUUUUAUAACAAGAUUGUGCUUAAAAUAAAAAUAUUUCAAACAA